Molecule: messenger RNA, 710 nt
Organism: Suillus subalutaceus
Lineage: Eukaryota; Fungi; Basidiomycota; Agaricomycetes; Boletales; Suillaceae
Exons: 4
Coding region: 94-381 (95 amino acids)
Source: RefSeq, a predicted model, not a curated record
CAGCAUUCAACUCUGUAGGACUGUAGACACAAUUUUUUUUCUCCAGUAUGCGUCUUUUUUCCUUGGACGCAUUGGACCACAUUACUAACUUCAAUGGCAGGCAAAUCUCUCAAGCGCCCAUGUCCCACCAAGUAUCAGACAGCCAACUCCGAGUCAGACUCGGACACUCAUGCCAACGACAUCGUGCCCAGCACACCCUCUGCCAGUGAGGCUCUCCAAGUCAACGCUAACAUGCCCCAGGACGAGACCAAGGCCAAAUGUCCGCGUCUUCGCCGGUGGGCUAGCAUCCAACUAGAAAAGCAGCAGAAGGAAGAUGCACUCAACUUGCAAUGGGCCCGGGAGCGAGCGGAUGUGGAAGAGGAACAACGCCGACGGGGAUAACGAAAUUGUCGAGGUGACGGUUGGAUACCUUCAACAACUUAUUGAACACCGUUGGGAUACUGAGAAGUCACUCACUGAGGCCAACCGUCGAGCUCAGUUACUCGAGAUCAACACCUUCCGCCGACGGUUGACUGAGACCACCGAUUCACGCGAGGAAAAUAAGGCUGAGGGUGAUACAACCAUUUGCGCACAAGUUUUAUAAACCUUCAUAAUGCAGAAUUAAUCAAAAGGAUACAUAUCAUAUCAGGCGGUUCGGAAUUUGUAGAAGCUGUACAUGUCUAUCCAAGGAUUAAGGUAGAAUGUCUUGCAUGCAUCCAAGAUGAAAUCCC